Molecule: messenger RNA, 2697 nt
Organism: Drepanopeziza brunnea f. sp. 'multigermtubi' MB_m1
Lineage: Eukaryota; Fungi; Ascomycota; Leotiomycetes; Helotiales; Drepanopezizaceae
Source: RefSeq, a predicted model, not a curated record
AUGGGCGACAUCAUCACGAUUCACACCUCGACCCUGUUCGACCCUCGGAAGAAGGCUUUCCUCGCUGAUAUAUCGCUCAUAGUCAGCCGUGAGACGGGCCUGGUGACGGGCAUCUUCGCUAGGGAUGACGACGAUGCGCUACCCGAGCCGCCGUUGCCCGAGCCAGGGAGCGUGGUGGUGGAUCUGAGGGGGAAGGUCGUUGUGCCUGGGUUUGUGGAUGCGCAUGCGUAUCUCUCCCCGCGAGAUCAGGAUGGUAGUGAGGUUGCUGUGGUUCCGGUUCCGGAUCGGCAGUGCGUAGAGAGCGUGACGGAACGCAUCAUCCGGGCGAUGAACCGAUGCCGCACUGCCCUUCUAUCCGGAUAUACUACUUACCGCGAGCUCGGCUCCUCCUCCAUGCCCGACUUCGAAUUCGACGUCGAAAUCCGCGACGCCAUCAGCCGCGAGCUCAUGCCCGGCCCGAGACACUUCGUCGCCACUCGGCCCCUCGCCAGCGCCCACUCGUCCACGCACCGGAUCGAGAAGGGCACGAGCCGCUACCUCCCCCCGCCCGGCUCGGAGGUCCUCAACGGCCUCGACGAGAUCCGCCGGGCGGUCCUGCGGCAGAUCGCCGCGGGCACGGACGUGAUCGCGCUCCACGCCGACUGCAAGAAGGUGCUCCCGGUGCUGGAUACCCGGAGCAGCAAGCCGCGAGGGCAGCAGCACCCGUACACGGCGGGCAUCCUGUCGCUGCUGGAGAAGCCCGAGAGGGACUAUGUCGUGUUCGCGCAGGAGGAGAUGGAUGCCGUGGUCUCGGUGGCGAGGGCGGCGCGACGUCCGGUUGCGGCGCUUUGCCGCACGCUGGAGGGGGCUAUGGCGGCCAUCAAGGCCGGAGUGAGGAGUAUUGAGUAUGGCUACGGGAUUGGUGGGAGAGAAGGGGUGUUGAGGGCGAUGGCUGAGAAGAGCGUUAUUUUGGUGCCUAAUUUGGCAAGUACGGAGAGGAGUAAGCUGCCAGCGUUGAUGGCGCAGACGAAGAGGGCGUUUGAACUAGGAGUGAGGAUUGCCUGUGGAGGUGGUACGGGGGGCGAUGUGGUGAGGGAGAUGGAAGUACUGCUUGAAUGUGGAAUUCCGCUUGAAGAUGUCCUGGAGAAUUGCACAGUUGGCGGAUGGGAGGCUUGCGGUGGUGAAAUGUGUGGGAAGAGGUUUGGGUGGUUCGAGGCAGGUGCACAGGCAGAUGUUGUUGCGCUUGACGGGGAUCCGAGGAUUGAUAAGGGAGCUUUGAGGAAGGUCUCUUUCGUGAUGAAAGAUGCACGGAUUUGGAAAAUGGAUGGUAUCGCUGUGGGUAUGCGUCUUGGUCAAAGAGUAGAGUCCGAUUUUCUGUUUCUUAACGGCAUGGCAUCCCCGUUUGCCGGCCCUAGCCAGAGCAGGUCGCAGCGUAUGGCUGGAGGGGCUGGAGGUGGCCGGGUUGCCCAUCACUCGAAGAAAAUCAACGGCCACGGUACAGCAGAACAGCUGCCGCUCGAAUUGAAGGCAUUGCCAUUGCCAUUGCCAUUGCCAUUGCCAAGACCAAGUCCCAAGACCAAAAGACCCUCCGCUCCGCCUCUCCGCCUCUCCGCCUCUCCGCCUCUCCGUCUCUCCGUCUCUUGUCGAGAAAACACCUCGAAACCUCAAAAGCUCGAAACUUCGAAAUCCUAUCAACCAGCCUCAGGCCAGGCCAGCAGCAACAAGACCGCGGCUGUCUUUCCACUUCACUUCACAGUUCUUGCCUCCCGACACUCAUUUGACACAUUGACAUACCCCAAUAAGGUCAUGGACUCGUCGGGCGCAGGCCACCCCUAUGGCUCGCGGCCUCUCUCUUCGACCACCGCAACCCAUCGACUACCAUCCCACAUUCCCGUCGAGAUGUCUGAACUCGAUGCUUCCAAGAGGGUGCCAGUGUCAAGAGGAGGAGCAGGAGCAGGUGCAGGUGCAGGCGCGGGAUCGCAGGGCCUCCUCAACAAUGUCUCUGUUACUCCCUCUUCGCCUAUAGACGAUUCAUUUUCCACUUCCUUUACCAUGCCUCAAUCCACCACUGCCAACGAGAAUACCAAGCCAGCUCCUUCGACUACUCCAAACCCUGCCAAGACAUCCCGGUCCUCUCCAAAUCCGAGUCCCACUCCAGCUCACCACGAGAUGGCCACGACAACAAAGAUCGGCGAGUCGAUCUCAAGCGCUACUCCAGAGAAGGAUGACGAGGAGGAACACACCAACCGGGCGGCGGCAGCCAACCCUUCUUCGGCGGCGACAGGCGAGGCGGCGUCGGUACUGCUGAUUCAAUUGCUGCCUCAGGCGACCGCUAGGCAAGUACCAUUCAACAUUGACGAGAAAUAUCUGGCGAAACGAGGCGUGGAUGUACCUAGCAAGACCGAGGCGGGAAAGGCAGACCCAUACAGUAUCAGCGUGUACACACUGAAGGAGCUGAUCUUGCGGUCGUGGAGGGAGGAGUGGGAGACGAAGCCAACUAAUCCCACCAACAUCCGGUUGAUAUUCUAUGGACGCAUGCUGGACGACAAAUCAACGUUGGCAGACUGCAGGUUCUCUUCCGGUCUCCCAAACAUAUUACAUAUGACGGUCCGACCCCAGGAUAUCGUGGACGAGGAGGACGGAGGGAAGAACAAGCAGUCGAACAGGGACAGGGACGGCGAGGAGGAGACCGCUGGAUGUCGAUGCGUGAUACAGUGA